Suillus bovinus is the source of this 1323-nucleotide messenger RNA. RefSeq lists its product as uncharacterized. NCBI's taxonomy places the organism in Eukaryota, Fungi, Basidiomycota, Agaricomycetes, Boletales, Suillaceae. The record is from RefSeq and is a predicted model, not a curated record. Bases 55 to 1203 code for a protein of 382 amino acids. Gene Ontology annotation, cellular component: cytosol. Gene Ontology annotation, biological process: ubiquitin-dependent protein catabolic process. The transcript has 6 exons. Gene Ontology annotation, molecular function: polyubiquitin modification-dependent protein binding.
UAUUAUGAUGUUACCUGUGCCAGUGCACCCACACAACGCUUAUCCUCUUCCAUCAUGAGCUCAACACCACAGGAAAUUCAGAUAAAUGUCAAGGGACCGAGCGAGCUCAAGCUGCAGAUCACAAUCAGUACUGACAAGACUGUGCUUGACCUCAAACGUGCCAUCGCAGAAAAGUCUGAUGUAGAAGCUGAUCGGCAGAGGCUCAUAUACUCUGGCCGAGUAUUGAAGGAUGACGAUGUUCUUUCAACAUAUAAAAUUCAAACAUCUCACACCAUCCACAUGGUCAAGGGCGUCGCUCGCUCAAACAUAUCCGGUUCUCAAGCCUCUUCUGUCCCAGUCCCGCCACUCCCCACAAUGCAAGCUGGCCAGAAUCCCCACGACCCAUUGACACAGCUCAACUCUCACCUCGGCUACGGUGCUCUCGCUGGUUUCAAUCCAUUUGCAGAAUUGGGUCUGAACCCGAACGAUCCUAACAUGAUGCAAUCAAUGAUGCAGAAUCCCCAAUUCCUCCAGCAGAUGAGCAGCGUCAUGAGUAAUCCCGCCGUUCUCGACCAAAUCAUCGCGAGCAAUCCUCAGCUAGCUGCUAUUGCCCCUCAAGUCCGCGAAGUCUUCCAGAGCGAGAGGUUCAGGGAGAUGAUAUCAAAUCCCGAAUCUUUCCGCUCGAUGCUACAGAUGGCGGCAGCAUUCCAAGGUACGGGUGGGGGUGCAGGCGUUAGUCCAUUUGGCGGUGGAGCAUUCGGCUUCCCUGGCGCAGGUGGCGGCGCCGCAUUCCCGGCACCAGGCAAUCCAUCUACAGCGCCCGCAUCGUCUCCCACCUCCAACCCCUCUACCGCUCCUACAGGCAGCCAACCAGCCCCAAAUCCUUUCGCAGCGUUUUUCCCUCCUGUCCCACCAGCAGGCGCGGGGACUGAUGCAGGCGCAGGCGCAGCCGCCAACCCAUUCGGCAUGUUCAACCCAGCGGCUCUCGCACAAAUGCAGACUGCCUUUGGAGGUGGCAAUGGUCUAGGCGGAUUCGGCGGCUUCGGUGCACCUCCGGCUGCACCCGCAGAUUCGCGGCCACCCGAAGAACGUUUCCAGGUGCAGUUGCAGCAAUUGCAAGAUAUGGGGUUCACAAAUGCAUCGCAGAAUGUUCGGGCGCUUCUUGCGACCGGUGGAAAUGUGCAUUCGGCGAUUGAGUAUAUAUUGACUGGAGGAGGAUUGUAAGAGGAGAACAAGCCUUCGAUGUGGCUGAUAGAUAAGUGAUCUGGACGUUUAUCCUUUUCAUGUUACGUUCGAGAUAAUUGUAUUGUGUAUGCCUUAAUAAAUCCAGCGAUCUACACUGUG